UGUGGUUUGUUUUGAAAAAUCCUCGCCCAGAUCCGAGUUUGCGCGAUGUGACGAUUGAUGGAGUUGGUCUGCUGAUGCAGAAUUCAAGGAAUAGGAGGAUAUUUGCUUGCAUUAAUCUAAUCUUCCUUUCGCUAGAAACAAACCUAAGCAAAGUGUGCAGACACAAUUUGAAGAGUAUGCACAGUAAAGCAAGGGAAACUAACUAUGCAAACACCAAUGUGAAGAGGUUUCCUGUUCCAGAUGACAAAGUUUCUUGGAAUGAACCAUUUCCAGAAUAUAACCCUGUAAUUUACACUUCACAGCAUAUUUUGAGUGGCCCUGAAUAUGCAGACCCUGAUAUAAGCACUAAUCCAGAAAAUGGAGUACUAAAAUUUAACCAACUUGAUGAUGGGUAUAAUGUUGACAGGACCAGCUACACUGGGAAAUAUGAAGUAGUUAAUGGUCUGCCUCGAAACCCAUGUGGGAGAACUGGAAUAUCAGGACGUGGUGCUCUUGGUAGAUGGGGACCAAAUCAUGCUGCUGAUCCAAUUGUAACAAGGUGGAAACACACAAGUGAAGGUGAUAAAGUUUACCAGAAUGAAAAACCUGUGCUUGAAUUUGUGUCUAUCAAGAGGAAAGACUGUGGACUUUGGGCUAUUCCAGGGGGAAUGGUUGAUCCUGGUGAUAGUGUAAGCAACACACUUAAAAAAGAAUUUGGAGAAGAAGCUCUAAAUUCAUUGAAAGCUUCACAAGAUGAAAAAAAAGAACUUUUGGCACUAGUAAAUGACUUAUUUAAAGCUGGAGACAUGAUAUACAAGGGCUAUGUUGAUGACCCAAGAAACACCGAUAAUGCAUGGAUGGAAACUUUGGCAGUUAACUUCCACGACGACACUGGGAAAGCAUUUGAUAGGUUUUUCCUUCAAGCUGGUGAUGAUGCAGGAGCCGUCAAAUGGAUGGAAAUAUCUUAUGGGCUUGAACUUUAUGCAAACCAUGUAGAAAUGAUUCAUAACGUUGCACGCGUGCAUGGAGCAUCCCUUUUAUAGAAAUGCGUAGUAAUCGGGUUGUCCAGUCCCUUUCCACACGCGUCCAGAGAUUUUGUAUCCACAAAUUGUUUUAUUCGAAUACAUCUGGUGUCUACACAUGUCCCAUCGUAUACGCUUGGUAUUUCUGCGGUGUCUACGAAAUUUCUGUAUUUGCUCUCUAGUGUGGAAACAUCUCUACACGARUAUGUUUUGAAUAYGUGUGGACCAUUGAAUAUUUUUGUAUACGAUGAUAUUAUAGGUUGUUGUACGCAUGCAUGCUGCCUUGUCCUUUGAGAUACCCGGGUUCGUACUGGAUGCAUGUGGGCGUAUAAUCGUAUAAUUCGUACACGCUACAUACGGACGCAGAUAUUUCUGUGUCCGAAAAAAAAAUGCCUGGACUCGUGUGGACAAAGCCUUAAUUAAGGAUUAAGGGUAUGAUUUGGGUAAAGGGCACGAACAAUGUUAUUUCGUUUUCUCUAAUCAGCAAGAGAUCAUGCAAUUCUAAAACGACUAUAUCUUUUUGCACUGAUUAUUAGAAAUUGCAGCGCAAUUACCAUUUAUUCUACUUUGCUUAUUUCUGAAUUGUCAAAAUGUCUAUGACGAUUUAUAUCGUAUGAAUCUAUGUAUAAUGUAUGAAUUUUGUUGCUAAAAUUUGGGCAGAAAAAAAAGAUAUUCAACAAUGUGCCUUUUUCCCGUUCAAUGAGGGAGCGAACCCUGUUUUAUUGACAACAGUCUCUAGUACAGAUAUACCUUCCUAAAAACAAAAGAAAGCACUAAAAAAUGUGUCAUUACAAUAGAUUCCUCAAAUUUCUCUCUGAUUUUGGAUUUAGCCUGUAUUCCCAGAAGGCUUUUACCCUGAGUCUUGUGGAAAUACAGGGUUAGCCUCAAAUUGGAGAARAUUCAAAUUUUUAGAGCUAUAUUACUGUCAAUAUUUUUGCGCGCUUUCCACUACUUUUGGCAAGGUUUUUGCGCAAGUGAGUCUGUAGUCUACUUUAACUGCGGUCUCUCUCCGCUAGGUCUAGUGGAUAUCCAGUUGUACCAAAAUAUAUAUAGCUAUUUCAAAAAAGGUUGUCGGAUACAAUCACGAAUGUCAAUGGUCGAACGGCGAUUGCUCAACCGAAAGUAGCCAUGGGUUUUGCUAGUUGAAAGAAAAUAAUAACUGAUUUGGUAUUGUACGAUGGUCUGUCGUAAACAGUGGCUCCAUUUGACUUUAUUUCUAUGUAAGGUAAAUCCAAUAAGUGAAUUUUGUUUAUCAAAACAGUGUAACCAUAGUCCCUUUCGGUCGUGCAAUCUUCAUUCAACAAUCGCCGUUCUCCGUUCUCCCCGACAACGUUUUUUGAAAUAGCUGUAACAUUCAUGAAAUUUAGAUUAUUUAUUUGAUAGACGUCGCAAAAGGUUUUCUGUAUGAUCUGAAAAGUGUGAAAAGCAACAUUUUAUUUUGCUUUAGCCAUGGAAGAAUCAAAAUUAGGCCUUCUAUGGCCUUGGGCACGGAUAAUAAUGUGGUGCUUGUAUAGUGUUUUAUCCUCUAAAUGAGGUUAUCAUAACUCCAAGUUACCAGGCGGUUUACAGAUUUGGUAACCAGUGAGAUCUCAUUUAAAUCGUAAUUAAUAGAAGGGAAUGGUUUGGAAACCUUUUGUUGUACUUCUUUUGUAUSUAUUUUGAGGUUGAAUCAGUCAAGACCGUGCACAACGAUUUUCUUACGGACGAUGGAAAGAUCAUAAACACUGUCUAUGAGAUUAUGAAAUGAAAUAUUUCAAUAUUGGUUAAAAGGUUUUGUGCAUUUUUUUUAAUUUUCGCUCUGUUCUUUCAGAUGUGACCAAUCGAGUGCACGCCACAUAAGUGUGAAACAAUUCUUAACAAAUUAGCCCUUAAUAAACGAAUAAGAUUUAGUUAUCAACUAAGAAUUCAGUGUACUCUAUGGCUAAAACAAUAGUUAAACUGCAAAGAUUGUGCACGGUCAUGCUUGGAAAAAAGUCACAAAAAGAAAAGGCUUCCUAACCAUUUCUCUCUACAAACUAUGUUGAAAUGCAGCUUCUUAUCCUGAAGUAUCAACUUUGUGUGCAACUCAUACAGCCAGGCUCUGUUGGACUAUGAGAAGUUGAUUCAUAAUAAACAGUCAGUAUGCACCUCGAAAAAGGAAGAAGCGAAAAUGACAAUAAGUUCAGCACAACUUGUAGGGCGGAUAAGCGUUAAUAAUUGGAGGAACUGUGCAAUUUGUAAAGAAAGCACAAAAUUUUGGUACA
Exaiptasia diaphana is the source of this 3244-nucleotide messenger RNA. RefSeq names its product ADP-ribose pyrophosphatase, mitochondrial. Gene Ontology annotation, molecular function: ADP-ribose diphosphatase activity. The coding region runs from base 75 to 1022 and encodes 315 amino acids. The record is from RefSeq and is a predicted model, not a curated record. The transcript has 7 exons. Lineage: Eukaryota; Metazoa; Cnidaria; Anthozoa; Actiniaria; Aiptasiidae.